GCCAGGCAGGGCCAGUCGCUGCCAUCAACCUUGAAAAAAUUGUUGUCAGGAGCUUUGUUAGUUUGUAAUUCAAUUUUGUACUAUACAGUCCGAGGCUGCAUAUUGAUGUGUCUAUACAUACCACCUGUAACCUCGUCUAGCUCGUCAGCCCUCCAUGCAGUAACAAUAGUCUUGUGUGAGGGUGCACAUUGGCGCUGUCUGCGUGUGCUUCGUGGUGACAAGAAGACCAGAAGAGCCCCGCCGAUAAAUAUUCUUUUUGGAAUCACUGAAAUCAGCACUUACCGCUAGUGCUCCUGCAACCAGCGCACCUGAGCGGAUGCAAGUACAGUUUUAGUGCUAGAAUAUCGAUGCUUUCCUCAUGAGAAACGCCAUCUUGGGAUUUGGAACCGUGUUGACGAUGCAGCUAGUGACCAGGACAGGAGUCUGAUGUGACAGCAAGUGAUCUAUGAAAGAGUUGUGGAAACGAAUACCGGUACACACACACACACGCGUCCAUGCGAUGUGAUCGGGCAAAGAUCUCACCGUCUACCCGUGGAUCAACCCACUGCCAGGUGCAUGGUCGGUCACAUGUAUGUUCCUGUGCGGGGGAGACCAUAGAGCAUUGAUUUCUGUGGCUAUUGUAUACUGCACACACGCAGUGCUAGUGCUACGAGCCAGAGUGGUGAGGGAGAUAGUAGAGCAGCAUGGAACUGGAAGCAGCCCGACUGUUACGACGGCAAUACCGCUCUUUGCUGAAGACACCGCUGGAGGGCAUUUCAGCGACUCCACUGGCGGAGGAUAUCUUCACGUGGGAUGCGCAGAUCACAGGGUUAAAGGACACGCCGUGGCAAGAGGGUACUCUGUACGUGCGUCUGCAGUUUGGACACACGUACAAUGCACUACCGCCGGAUGUCUUCUUCUACAGCGUACCAUAUCACCCUAAUAUUCACCCGAACACAGGUCGGCCUUGCCUGGCACUACUCGACGAUGCCGGAGCAUGGAACGAUUGUGCGGACGGUGGAGUCGAAAUCAUACUACUCUCUCUACAGCAAAUGCUCUGUGAGCCGCUGUUAGAGGACGCAGUGCAUGAAGACGCAGCGCUUACACUCAUGCAAUCACCAUCGGACUACGCACUACUGGUGGACAAGUGCAUCCUCAACAGUCAAACGUUUCUAGACCAGUUCAUUCACAAGUCUUCCAAUGAUGCAGCAACAGUCACGAAUGACUCGCAGACAUUGGGAUCACGUAGCAAUGUCACUGGGUACCAGUCAAGCGAUGCACAGCUGUCUGGUGAUGAUCCCACUGCUGCAGGUGACAUGCUCAUCACCAAUGUUAGUCCGGACAGCACCCAGCCAGCCACCGCUACCAGCCAGGCUAAGCCUAAAACCGUGUCCUAUUUGGAUUAUCUAGACUUGUGGAGAGGCCAGGCCACCACACGACCAGACAGGCAGAGCAAGUUACCACAUGCUAAUCUGCUCCAUAAAGACAAUGUGCUGAGAGCUGAACAUGUGUUUGAGACGCGCUCAGAUCUGGAACAGUCCACCAAGGAGAGAAUGAAAUAUUACAACAGCCUCAAGUAUGGCAAGAUACCCGGUCUAGCUGACAAGGUGGACAACCCCAAGCUCGACCCCAACAAGCACCGUCUGGAUAGACUGCAGUUUGUAGAGGAAGUCCGGCAGCCACCUCCCGCUCCCCCGGAGAAGCCCAGGAAGACGCUGCGCACCAUCGUUGUGCGUGUGGACCAAUAUGGCCGGCAGCUUCCUCCCUCACCCACCGUUCCCCGCUGCAUCAGCAUACCACCACCUGCACCGCCGGCGUCCCGCCAGACAACCACCACCACCGCCACCGACAGCAGCAACACUGUGGAUCCUCGCCGUGACGCUAGCGUGACGGCUGCAGAUGGCGACGCUACAGCCGGCCCUGGUUACGCCAUGCCGGGAUCGCAUGCAAUGAUGGCCGCCACUGCUUCCGAUGCUACCACAGCUUAUCAUGCUCGCUCCCGUGAUGGAGGCGUUGAUGAAAAAUCUGACAACGCAUCCGGGAGUGUGAAACCCGCCCAUAUCGACACGGAUGUGGCAAUUGACCUAGAGGCAGCAGAGCUCAUUGCCUGGUCCAGGAACAUACUCGACGUGGUCAGCGAUGAUGAUGGUGCGUUCUAACAAGCAGCCUGGAUGUGACCUCGCAUGGGUUUUCAGUAUGCUAUGUGUGCUCCGUGUGAUGCCUGACGACUGAUCUCUUCAUCGUGUAUGUACGCGCCCAUACUCACACUACGAGUAUUGUGUGUAUGUA
Sycon ciliatum is the source of this 2268-nucleotide messenger RNA. RefSeq lists its product as uncharacterized. The transcript is spliced from 9 exons. NCBI's taxonomy places the organism in Eukaryota, Metazoa, Porifera, Calcarea, Leucosolenida, Sycettidae. Gene Ontology annotation, cellular component: HULC complex. Gene Ontology annotation, biological process: protein polyubiquitination; DNA repair; proteasome-mediated ubiquitin-dependent protein catabolic process. The record is from RefSeq and is a predicted model, not a curated record. Gene Ontology annotation, molecular function: ubiquitin conjugating enzyme activity. The coding region runs from base 684 to 2138 and encodes 484 amino acids.